AUGCGCUGUUUACGAAUUGGCUGUCGGCUUGAUUGUUGGAGAGCUUCCCUCCUCGUCACCACCACCAUCGCCAUACUCCACUCUAAGCCUUCACUGUUACUGGUAGAAAGGGUGUUCGAUCAGGCGCCCCGUUCGUGUGACAGCAAUCCCAUCUGCCGCGAUCGCCGUGCUCGUGCUCGUUCCCGCAUCAUUCGCAGAGCAGCUAGCCUCAUCCUCUCUUCAACUCUUCCUCGCAUUCAUCUUUUGCAACAAGUAUCAGCACACAUCCGCGGCAUCCCAUCCAUCAUGUCAAGGCAAACUCUCUCGGCGGUGCUCACCGUAGCGCUGCUCGCCCUCACCCUCCUCCCCGACCUCACUUCGGCCCAGGAUGCACUCACAUUCCAAAACGUCACCUCCCUCAUGGGCACCUGGUCUUCCGGCUCCCAAAACGUCACCACAGGCAUCGAGUUCUUCAACCCCAUCACGCAAGAAUUCACGCUUCCCGCCACCUCCGGCAUCUCGUACUCCUUCACCGACGACGGCUACUUCGAAGAGUCGCGCUACCAGUUCGUCUCGAACCCGGUCACCAACCGAUGCUUCAAGGCGUCGUUGAUCUGGCAGCACGGCACCUACGCCUUCCACUCGAACGGCUCCAUCACCCUGCAACCUUACCCCGCGGACGGGUACAUCCAGGUGUUGGAUCCGUGUGGCGCCCAAACCAGCUCCAUCUACCGCUACGCCGAGUUCGAACUCAUCAGCAGCUGGUACAACUUUCAGGACGAUCAUCCCGGGUUCAUGGCUAGCGGCACUUCGGCGUAUGCGCUUCAGCUGAGCCAGUUCGACGGAGCUAAGCUACCAAUGCUGUUCCUCAGGAACCGUCCGCCAAACAUGCUACCGACCAAACAGCUCUUCCAGCAAGUGCUCAACGAUGCCGGAGCGUAA
Messenger RNA from Pseudozyma hubeiensis SY62, 921 nucleotides. RefSeq names its product putative cell wall organization and biogenesis-related protein. The record is from RefSeq and is a predicted model, not a curated record. Gene Ontology annotation, cellular component: endoplasmic reticulum; endoplasmic reticulum membrane. The coding region runs from base 1 to 921 and encodes 306 amino acids. Gene Ontology annotation, biological process: 'de novo' protein folding. The transcript has a single exon. NCBI's taxonomy places the organism in Eukaryota, Fungi, Basidiomycota, Ustilaginomycetes, Ustilaginales, Ustilaginaceae.